Messenger RNA from Durotheca rogersii, 1750 nucleotides. RefSeq lists its product as uncharacterized. The transcript has a single exon. NCBI's taxonomy places the organism in Eukaryota, Fungi, Ascomycota, Sordariomycetes, Xylariales, Xylariaceae. The record is from RefSeq and is a predicted model, not a curated record. The coding region runs from base 49 to 1278 and encodes 409 amino acids.
UUACAAUACGAUUUCCCGCCGGCGUAAUCCAGCUACCUAUCUUUCAUCAUGCGCCCAAUUAUAAGUGAGAUUAGACAGGCAAUGCCCCGGCAUACCGAGCUGGUGGUUAUUAUAUCCGAAUCCUCCGACGCCGUGUCAGGAUUGGCGGGCCAGAAAGAAGUGAUCAAAUGUCUCAAUCGGGACCUUUCCGAAGUCCGCGAAUGCAUCGCUGAGCUGCAGAACGCGAGUGCCGAGCAGAAUGUAGUGUCCGAGGAAAGCGAAGUGACCGGGCAAGAUGAAAUGCAGAAGGAGGGUGAAGCGUCCAAACCACGUAUGCUUGCAUCUAUGAAACGAUUCUUCGAGCCCAUAGAGUCCGGGAGAAAGAAGCUGGGGGCCAGAUACCAAGAGGGACAGGAACACGAACAAGCCCAGGGUCAGGUCCAGGGGCAGGUUCAGGAAGGGCUAGACGAUAGCGACAUAAACAACCAGAUACGCCUGGCUCAAGAUAGAGAGAACACUAUCCUAGACUGGAUCGCCAAAUCCUCAGAGAUCCAGAGAGGUUUCGAGGAGCGGGUAGACCUUCGUCGCACAGCGGAACAUGAGCUCGAUCGCCUAUAUACUCACUUAUUCCAAGGCCCGACGGAAGCCUUCCCCGAAGAAGACGAGCACGAAAUCACCGCCUAUGAUGCUAUGCAAGAAUACCACAACAUAGCCUCCAAGGCAGAGAAUGAAGGAUGUGCCGCCAAUCUCUUGGAAGCAGCGAUCACGCGACUGGAGGAAGCCUACAAUCACACCGAGAGGGCUCUAAAUAAUGGCACCAAAAGGUCAGAAUACUCGCCGAACGACCUAGCGGUGAUAAACGCGCUAGACGAAGCCGAUAUUGAUGCCAGAAAGGGACGGGUACUUGUGUUGGAGGCGCAGGUGAUGUCGUCUGAAGUGCCAAACCUUCUCGAUAUCAAAACUGGGUACCACAACUUGAUGCUCGAUUUUCUCUCCAAGCCUUGGGCCACGAGGAGUUUCAUGGAUGCCGUUCACGACUCUCGGCUCGGACUCCACAAUGCAAAGGGCCAACUGGCCGAGGAGAGGAAAAAGGCCGUGCUGAGACAUCAUAAAUUCCGGCUUGAAGCAGAAACCCUGGGAGCGGCUGAGGUGAUAACGAAAGAGAAACUCCAAAAGGAGAGGAGGAAGAUAUUCUACCGCGUUGCCCCUGGCGACGAGGGUAUCCCCACCCACGAUCCCCCUCCAUUUCCCGGCGCUGGUCCCUCCAAUGAUCCCUCCAGCUGUGCCUCCAAAGAGUAAACGACGUUCCUUGCCAUUCUCUACAAUGUAUCGACUUCCAAGCCCUGUGUGUGCUAGGCGAUGAUAACCUCGAUAGCGAUUUCCUUUCCUUCAAAACCUCGAAGCGAGAUGCUCAGAUAGUGGCACGGCUCAUUGGCAGAUGUAUGCUUGUCUAUCAUUCCCACCCCUCACUUUCCGCGUGGUUCGAGUGCGGUGUUACCCAGAGCCAACUUUCACGCCAUAACAUAAAUACGAGAAACCCCACGCAGAGUCAGACAGCGAUAUAAAAAUACAUUAUUGAACGAAAUAAAAUAAAUUGCUAUUUUGAGCUUGUACGGACAACCUUUCUACUCUACGUACCCGCGAUGAACUACCAGUGAAGACUACUGAGAAACACUCAUGGGCGAGACUGUUGUCGUCGGGAAGAUGUGUAUGUAGGCUUCAAUCCUGUGCCUGUGGCAAGAUCAUCGACCACGGUAGCGAGAUUUACCGA